CCCCAUUAUUAAUAUCUCGCCCUUAAGACAACACUUACUCAUUACGCCCAAAUUCGUUACAAUGCCUCCUUGGAUCUCUGCCCCCGGUAUCAGUGCCAUCAAGGACUCUAAAUCUACAUUCGAAAUUAUCAUCGACAGGGGAUCCGCACUUAUUAGGCCAACUUUUGACGACGGGCUAGCUGGAUGGAUUCACUUCGCUAUUCCCAGCCCCGCAUCCAACACUCGAAACCUGAAUGUCCUUGCCAUCGACUUCUCUGGCUCGGCGGCUACUGUGGAUAAAGUGGCGAUUUACCUUGCAAAUGACCCUCAGUUCAAGAAGGAGAAUCUGCAAAAGAGAGAGUCCUUCAAACUCGACAUGCCGGACUCAAUUUCCUACGAGGGAACGGGGAUAUCCGUGUCAACCUACCUUCAGUUUGAGGGUAUAUAUUCUCAGAUCUCCUUCCAUUCAGUUGGAAUUCAGAAUUAAGCUCUGUGCAGUUAGGGUAGCAUAAGUUGUGAUACGAUUGUUAAUCAGUCGUCAGUAUACGGAUAUACAAAUAGGUAGUUGUGUGAUUAAAUUUUAGAUAUGCUCGCAUAUUUUCCUGUCAUUUAGUAUAGUCGCCAGGUACCUAGGUCGAACAUGAUCCAGAAUACUCUCUCUA
Messenger RNA from Hypoxylon trugodes, 641 nucleotides. RefSeq lists its product as uncharacterized. The record is from RefSeq and is a predicted model, not a curated record. The transcript has 2 exons. Lineage: Eukaryota; Fungi; Ascomycota; Sordariomycetes; Xylariales; Hypoxylaceae. The coding region runs from base 62 to 466 and encodes 134 amino acids.